Messenger RNA from Symbiodinium pilosum, 173 nucleotides. The record is from the annotation of a GenBank genome assembly. Lineage: Eukaryota; Dinophyceae; Suessiales; Symbiodiniaceae.
GUUCGCAUCUGUGGAGAAUCUUCAGAAGCGACCGGGAUACGAGCCAUCUAUCCUGGUAUUUGCCAGCAGUUGAGGAGUACAAGGAGCGAGAGCUCGCCCACUUGGGGCAGGCCACAUACCUGGACUAUGCUGGCGCUGCUCUGUACAGCCGUGCGCAGCUGUUGUCCGCUCAG